Cladophialophora carrionii CBS 160.54 is the source of this 1812-nucleotide messenger RNA. RefSeq lists its product as uncharacterized. Gene Ontology annotation, molecular function: starch binding; glucan 1,4-alpha-glucosidase activity. The transcript has 3 exons. Gene Ontology annotation, biological process: polysaccharide catabolic process. Bases 1 to 1812 code for a protein of 603 amino acids. Gene Ontology annotation, cellular component: fungal-type vacuole. The record is from RefSeq and is a predicted model, not a curated record. NCBI's taxonomy places the organism in Eukaryota, Fungi, Ascomycota, Eurotiomycetes, Chaetothyriales, Herpotrichiellaceae.
AUGCAGAAUGUGGAGAGACGGCAAGGUGCAGAUGCGCUCUCCGCGUUUAUUGCUCAGGAGCAGGCCAUUUCCAUCCAGGGUGUGUUGUCCAACAUUGGCGGCCUGAACUCCAGCUUGGUAGAUGGUGCCAGCCCAGGUGUCGUUGUGGCUUCACCCUCGACAGUCAAUCCAGACUACUUCUACACGUGGACCCGAGAUUCUGCCCUGACCUAUACCAUGCUCAUCGACGAGUUGAUCUUCGGCAACCUGACAUUGCGAACAACCAUCGAGGACUACACGGCUGCUCAAGCGGUCUUGCAGACUGUCACCAACCCGUCUGGAUCACUGUGGCCGGCCGGAGACGGGCUCGGGGAAGCCAAGUUCUACGCGAAUUUGACCAGGUACGAUGGUACAUGGGGCCGACCACAGCGUGACGGACCGGCAUUGAGAGCUAUCGCGUUCAUGACACUGGCGCCUGUUCUAUUCCACCUGAACGAGACAGACCUGUACAAGCAGAUCUACUGGCCACUCGUUCUCAACGACUUGAGAUAUGUUGGCCAAUACUGGAACCAGACUGGCUACGAUUUGUGGGAAGAAGUCCAUGGGUCGUCCUUCUUUACGAUCGCGAACCAGCAUAAGGCUCUCGUCCAGGGAGCCCUCCUUGCGGAGCAGCUCAACACGACCUGCAGACCAUGCGCCCAAGCACCUCAACUGCUCUGCUUCUUGCAAAACAACUUCUGGAACGCCUCAGGGGGGUAUCUCACGGCCAACAUCAACGCAAACCAGGUCGUGCGUAGUGGAAUCAAUUCGGAUCCCAUUCUGGCCAGUAUUUCCGUCUUUGAUGCGAAUGCUACUUGCGACGCUGGAGACUUCCAACCGUGCAACUCCAAGGUCCUUGCGACGCAUAAAGCUCUGGUCGACAGCUUCAGGACGCUCUAUCCAAUUAAUAACAACGCAUCCGCUCCCAACGCCGUCCUGGUGGGCAGAUACCCCGAGGACACCUAUUACGGAGGCAACCCCUGGCCACUGUGCACUUUUGCCGCAGCAGAGGUGCUCUACGACGCGGUCCACCAGAUCAACCGCACGGGGACCUUGACUGUUGACAACGACAGCCUCGCGUUCUUCCAGGACAUAUCCCCGAACAUCACGGCAGGAAACUACACCGGCACUGCUCUAACCGGCAUUCUGGCUAAUAUGACGACAUAUGCAGAUGGCUUUGUCUCGGCAGUGCAGCAAUAUCUGCCCCCUAAUGGUAGUAUCUCCGAGCAGUUCAACCGCACGACCGGUGAAUCUACCUCUGCCUCCAAACUGACGUGGUCGUUCGCCUCCUUUGUCACUAUGGCUCGUCGUCGCGCGGGCCAAUAUCCCAACUCGUGGGGUGCGUGGCAUCCGCUAGCGAACACGAACUUGACUGCCGCGCAGUGUCGUGCGACCAGCUUCAACGCCACAGGGGCUUACACGCCGGCCCUCGCAGCCGGUGCUCCCAACAUCACCAAGGACUGCGCGUCCGAGGUCAUCUUUAGCGUCAAUACUUCGACCCAAUUCGGACAGAACGUCUACAUCCUCGGCAAUGUCACGAAACUGGGAGGAGCGUUGAACAACGCAGACAACAUCAUCUUGCCGCUCAAUACGGGAAAUAUCACGUCGGAUUCUCCGCAGUGGUAUGUUGACAUUUGGCUCCGUGCCGGCCAGACAGUGGGGUAUCAGUAUGUCCUGCAGAACGGGAGCGAUUGGGUCUUCGAAAGAGGACCUGUCAGGACGGUGAGGGUCCCUGCUUGCGGAAGUGGACGCCCCGUCAGGACGAGCGAUUCUUUCAGGUUUCCUUCUUCAUAG